Cyphellophora europaea CBS 101466 is the source of this 915-nucleotide messenger RNA. RefSeq lists its product as uncharacterized. Gene Ontology annotation, biological process: ubiquinone biosynthetic process. The transcript has 2 exons. Gene Ontology annotation, molecular function: methyltransferase activity. The coding region runs from base 1 to 915 and encodes 304 amino acids. NCBI's taxonomy places the organism in Eukaryota, Fungi, Ascomycota, Eurotiomycetes, Chaetothyriales, Cyphellophoraceae. The record is from RefSeq and is a predicted model, not a curated record.
AUGUUGUCGCGAAAUGCGUUGCGGUCCGGAAGGGCUCUGCAGCAAAGCUCGAGUCCCGCGAAGUUCGCCCGUUAUUUCUCUUACACUUGCUUGCGACAACAGAACCCGGGCGGCGCUCCCCAAGAUGGCCGAACCACCCAUUUCGGCUUCGAGACUGUGCCAGAAGCCGACAAGGAGGGCAGAGUCGGUGCCGUCUUCUCCUCAGUAGCAUCUUCAUAUGAUACAAUGAACGACCUGAUGUCGUUGGGCAUCCAUCGAAUAUGGAAAGAUCACUUUGUCCGUUCAUUGAACCCUGGUCGCAAGGACAGCGGUAAUGGUUGGAGCAUACUUGACAUUGCUGGUGGUACAGGAGACAUCGCGUUCCGCAUGCUGGAUCACGCCACGAACAUCAACCAGGAUAGCAAGACGAGAGUCACCAUCUCGGACAUCAACCCGGAUAUGCUCGAAGAAGGUCGGAAACGGUCCUUAAACACGCCGUAUGGGAAUACCGAUCGCCUGAGCUUCCUGCAAGGAAACGCAGAGUCAUUACCUACCAUCGAAUCCAACUCGAUCGAUCUCUACACCGUUGCGUUCGGGAUCCGCAAUUUCACCAAUAAGGAUGCAGCCUUGAGAGAAGCGUUUCGUGUCCUCAAGCCGGGAGGUGUCUUUGCGUGCCUCGAGUUCAGUCACGUUGAUAGCGCAGUGUUCAACGCUGUCUACAAGAGGUGGAGCUUCGGUGCUAUUCCCCUGAUCGGUCAGUUGGUAGCUGGUGACCGGGACAGUUACCAGUAUCUGGUGGAGAGCAUUGAGCGUUUCCCAACACAAGAACAAUUCAAGGGCAUGAUCGAAGAGGCAGGCUUCAUGACUCCUGGCCAGGGGUACGAAAAUCUGAGCUUGGGUAUUGCCAGCAUUCACAGAGGUGUCAAGCCGACUUGA